AUAAAAGUCGUUUCAAUAAAAUUUUAGUUAAUCAUUGUCUCAAAUGCGCGUGUCGACAAUGAAGCUGGACAAACUUUGCCGGUAAAGUUAGUGGCACCUCUCCUUUUAAAUUAUUCACACUUCUCCAUCAAUUCUAAUUCCACCAUAUCGCCACCGCAAAUUCAGAUCAAAAACAGGUAAUGGCUUCUUCUGGGGACUCAUGGAUCCGGGAGUAUAACGAAGGGCUGAAACUCGCGGAUGAUAUCACUAACAUGAUAUCUGAAAGGAGUUCAUUGCCUGCUUCUGGCCCAGAAGCGCAGCGUCAUUCAUCCGCUAUACGGAGGAAGAUCACAAUAUUAGGAACUAGACUUGAUAACUUGCAGUCUAUCCCGUCAAAGCUUCCUGGAAAGCAGCCUUUGACAGACAAAGAGAUGAACCGUCGCAAGGAUAUGCUUGCAAAUUUGAAAUCAAAAGUAAACCAAAUGGCCUCCACUUUGAACAUGUCAAACUUCGCCCAUAGGGACAGCUUGCUUGGACCAGAAAUAAAGCCAGCUGAUGCUACGAGCAGAGCAACAGGUCUUGACAAUUUUGGUGUUGUCGGUCUUCAACGGCAAAUUAUGAAAGAACAAGAUGAGGGCCUUGAGAGUAUGGAGGAGACAGUGAUGAGCACCAAACAUAUAGCGCUGGCAGUUAACGAAGAACUUGGCUUGCAAACAAGACUUAUUGAUGACCUGGAUGAACAUGUUGAUGUUACUGACUCAAGACUUCAGCGAGUGCAGAGAAAGCUUGGAAUUUUGAAUAAACGCACAGAGGGUGGUUGCUCUUGCAUGUGUCUGCUUCUAUCGGUGCUUGGGAUUAUAGCUCUUGCUGUGGCAAUAUAUAUGUUGAUUAAGUAUCUGUAAAUGCAAAAGAACACAAGUGCUUUGGAUUGUAAGGGCAGUGUGUGUAUGAUAACUUUAACAUUUCCUUCUGUGUCCUCCUGUGUAAUUUGUGUUUUCGUGAUUGUGAUCACAUCAGAGUGUUGAUACAGCUUUGAACUCAUUUUUCCGCUUGAUAUGUUUUCAUAUGUAGAAAAAAAAGACACUGAAAGCAUUUUUCCAAGUCGAUUAAUACUAUGUUUGAGUGAAAUUAGUGCGA
Molecule: messenger RNA, 1116 nt
Organism: Lycium barbarum (goji berry)
Lineage: Eukaryota; Viridiplantae; Streptophyta; Magnoliopsida; Solanales; Solanaceae
Product: syntaxin-51-like
Exons: 6
Coding region: 180-881 (233 amino acids)
Biological process (GO): intracellular protein transport; vesicle fusion
Cellular component (GO): membrane; SNARE complex; endomembrane system
Molecular function (GO): SNAP receptor activity; SNARE binding
Source: RefSeq, a predicted model, not a curated record